UUUAAGCUUACCAAAACCUUAGAGCUAAAAACAAGAAAGGAAAAAAGUAAAAAAAAAUGGCUCCAGCCAAGAAAGGAAAAGCGAAGGCAAACGCGGCCGUGUCAACUCAGUCAAAACCCACAGCCCCAAGUCCCCAAAACAAUUUCCCAUCUUGCAUACGUGCAGUCCCUCCUUCCUCCGUCGCCAUCACAAUCCACGCCAAACCCGGUUCCAAAUCCGCCUCCAUCACUGAUUUGAGUGAUGAAGCGGUGGGAGUGCAAAUAGAUGCACCUGCUAAAGAUGGUGAAGCUAAUGCUGCUCUUCUUGAUUACAUUAGCUCUGUGUUGGGGGUGAAGCGGAGGCAGGUAUCCAUAGGCUCUGGUUCUAAAUCGAGAGACAAGGUGGUGAUUGUGGAGGAGGUAACUCUACAAAAUGUUUUUGAUGCUUUGGAGAAAGCGUCCAAAUGCUGCUGAUUAAAAAAAAAGAAGAGAGGUUCAGUGUGCUUUCGUUACAUGAUCUUAUACUGAACACAAGGUAUUUGGAUAGGACAACAUUCCUAGUCCACGCUGAUGUUUAAAAUACUUUGGUCUGUAGUUUUGUUUCUUCCAUCUCACACUGAAACAAUAAUCUUUUUAUUUAAAACUGUAAGUACAGAAGCUGUAGUGUUACUUAUGAAUAUAAUGACUGAUGUUCCAUGAAUAUUCAAGUUAGAUGCUAAUUUAUUCAUCUUCACCAUGGUUCUUCUA
This is a messenger RNA of Populus trichocarpa (black cottonwood), 725 nucleotides long. RefSeq lists its product as uncharacterized. The transcript has 3 exons. Bases 57 to 452 code for a protein of 131 amino acids. Lineage: Eukaryota; Viridiplantae; Streptophyta; Magnoliopsida; Malpighiales; Salicaceae. The record is from RefSeq and is a predicted model, not a curated record.